Rhagoletis zephyria (snowberry fruit fly) is the source of this 1888-nucleotide messenger RNA. It is a transcript of the gene eEF1alpha2, whose product is annotated as eukaryotic translation elongation factor 1 alpha 2. Gene Ontology annotation, biological process: translational elongation. The record is from RefSeq and is a predicted model, not a curated record. Lineage: Eukaryota; Metazoa; Arthropoda; Insecta; Diptera; Tephritidae. Gene Ontology annotation, molecular function: GTP binding; translation elongation factor activity; GTPase activity.
UGCCUCAUUGUUUUGCAGAGUUUUCUCUAAUCUUUAACAUUCGACGACUGUGCGGACAAAGGAAAUUUGAUUUGCUUCCUUCAAAGCCGGUAACAAAGCAACUUUAUAAAUCCCAGCUAAUACUACGAAAUCUCGCCGGAAGAAUUCAGAGCUGCUGUGCGUACGAAGUGUAGACACUCAAGAUGGGUAAGGAAAAGACGCAUAUUAAUAUUGUUGUAAUUGGUCACGUCGACUCCGGUAAAUCGACCACAACUGGCCAUUUGAUUUACAAGUGCGGUGGCAUUGACAAGCGUACGAUUGAAAAGUUCGAAAAGGAGGCCCAGGAAAUGGGUAAGGGCUCCUUCAAGUAUGCCUGGGUCUUGGACAAACUGAAGGCGGAGCGUGAGCGUGGCAUAACCAUUGAUAUUGCUUUGUGGAAAUUCGAGACGCAGAAAUACUAUGUGACCAUCAUCGAUGCGCCUGGACAUCGUGAUUUCAUCAAAAAUAUGAUUACCGGUACUUCGCAGGCCGAUUGCGCGGUAUUAAUUGUUGCUGCCGGUACCGGCGAAUUCGAAGCCGGCAUCUCUAAGAAUGGCCAAACGCGUGAACAUGCUCUACUCGCAUUCACGUUGGGCGUCAAGCAAUUGAUUGUUGGCGUUAAUAAGAUGGACUCCACUGAGCCACCGUAUAGCGAGACACGCUAUGAGGAAAUCAAGAAGGAGGUAUCAUCGUACAUCAAGAAGAUCGGCUAUAAUCCGGCGUCGGUGGCAUUCGUACCCAUUUCCGGCUGGCAUGGUGAUAAUAUGCUUGAACCAUCUGAGAAGAUGCCAUGGUUCAAGGGUUGGACUGUGGAGCGCAAGGAGAGCAAAGUGGAGGGCAAGUGUUUGAUUGAUGCGCUGGACGCAAUUAUGCCGCCACAGCGGCCCACCGACAAGCCAUUGCGUCUGCCAUUGCAGGACGUUUACAAGAUUGGCGGUAUCGGUACGGUGCCAGUGGGACGUGUGGAGACUGGUAUACUGAAGCCAGGUAUGGUGGUUAAUUUCGCACCAGUCAAUUUGGUGACUGAAGUCAAGUCUGUGGAAAUGCAUCACGAGGCACUAUCUGAAGCUUUGCCUGGCGAUAAUGUUGGCUUCAAUGUGAAGAACGUUUCGGUAAAGGAGCUGCGACGUGGCUAUGUAGCUGGUGACUCAAAGAAUUGCCCACCCAAGGGUGCUGCUGAUUUUACCGCUCAGGUGAUUGUACUUAAUCAUCCUGGUCAAAUCGCCAACGGCUACACCCCGGUCUUGGAUUGUCACACCGCUCAUAUUGCUUGCAAAUUUUCCGAGAUCAAAGAGAAAUGCGAUCGCCGUACUGGCAAGACCACCGAAACCGAUCCGAAAGCUAUUAAGUCUGGUGAUGCGGCCAUUAUUUUGUUGGUGCCCACUAAGCCGUUAUGCGUUGAAAGUUUCCAAGAGUUUCCGCCGCUCGGACGUUUCGCUGUACGUGAUAUGAGGCAAACGGUCGCGGUGGGGGUCAUAAAGUCGGUCACCUUUAAAGAGACAACCUCGGGUAAAGUCACAAAAGCCGCCGAGAAGGCACAGAAGAAGAAAUAACUAGAGUGCCAGCAGAACGUUAACUCACAACAACAAAUAAUUAUGCAAAUACAGCAAAUAAAAAUACAAUUUGUAUUAUUGUCAUCGCCAUCAAUGUCGUUGUCAUCGGUGUCGUUGGAGUUGUGGUCGUCAUGGUCGUCAAUUCCAACAACUACAGUAGCAGCAACAGCAAAAUUACUACUACAUAAAUCUCAAAAGAAAACAUUUAAUAAGCAUAAAUUUAAAAGAAUAAUACAAUUUACUCUUAUCAAUGAUAUGAAUAUGAAUAUGAUAAGUAAUUAUUAUGAUAGUAAGGCUAUGACAUUCAAUGUGGGCAA